This is a messenger RNA of Malassezia japonica, 939 nucleotides long. It is a transcript of the gene ORT1, whose product is annotated as mitochondrial ornithine carrier protein. Lineage: Eukaryota; Fungi; Basidiomycota; Malasseziomycetes; Malasseziales; Malasseziaceae. Gene Ontology annotation, biological process: mitochondrial L-ornithine transmembrane transport. The transcript is spliced from 4 exons. Gene Ontology annotation, molecular function: L-ornithine transmembrane transporter activity. Bases 1 to 939 code for a protein of 312 amino acids. Gene Ontology annotation, cellular component: mitochondrion. The record is from RefSeq and is a predicted model, not a curated record.
AUGGAGCAGGACCGGGGGCGUGCGGGGCGCCUGAGCCGCGCGACGAAGGAUGUGCUCUUUGGGUCGGUCGCAGGGAUGAUGAGCAAGGUGCUCGAGCACCCGUUUGAUCUGAUCAAGGUGCGUCUGCAGACGCAGCCGAUGCAUCCCAAGCCGCACUACGCCGGAGCGUAUGACUGCUUUCGGCAGACGCUGCAGCACGAAGGCGUCCGGGGCCUCUUUCGCGGCGUCUCGAUGCCGCUCGUGGGCGCGACGAUGGAGAAUGCUGCGCUCUUUCUCACCUAUAACCAGAUCCAAGAGGGGCUCCGCAAGGCGCUCGGCGCGCCGCGCGAUCAGCCGGCGCCGCUCUCGCAGCUGGCGAUCGCCGCGGCGGGCGCAGGCGCCGUCGCAGGCUUUGUCCUGACGCCAGUCGAGCUGAUCAAGUGCAAAAUGCAGGUGCAGAUGAUGGCCGCGCGCCACGCAUCGCACGCCGAUGCGCCGAUAUCGGCGCCAUCGCUCAUUGCACGGACCGUGCGCGAGAGCGGCCUCCGUGGCCUCUGGCUCGGCUUCUCCGGCACGCUCCUGCGCGAGACGGGCGGCGGCGUGGCAUGGUUCCUUGCGUUUGAGCUGUCUACACGCGAGCUACUGCGCCUGCACACGACGCGCCUGCACACGCAGGCGACCAAGGCGGAUCUGAGCAGCCUCGAGCUGGCGCUGUGCGGCGCGCUCGCGGGGAUCUGCUACAACGUGAGCCUGUUCCCCGCCGACUGUGUCAAGUCGACGAUGCAGACGGAGCGCGAGCUGCGCGCACAGACCCACGCGCACCUUCCUCCUACGGGCUUCUUUGCGACGCUCGCCAAAAUCUACGAGACGCGCGGCCUGCGUGGUUUCGCACCGAGUAGUGCAUUGGUCUUCCUUGUGUACAACAAACUCGAGCAAGCGGCCGAGCGCUACGGCCUGUAG